AGAAUGAAACAAUAAUUUGACGUCCAGAGCUAUAUUAACAGCAGAGAAUAUUAACUCAAUGGUCUAAACAAGAUCAGUUCCUCCUCUAAUUACACGAAGAUGAAGAACGUCCGGACACGACCGGAUGUAAGGUACAUUAAAAUAAAGCAUUCAAGCUAGCUAGAAGACAUGGAGGCUAGGCAAAGCCACUAUUGACAGCCUUUCCCCUCCUACCAACAACUAUUUAGAGUUCCUUUAUCACGGACGUCUUUUGGCAAAGACUACAGUCAUGGAGUCCAUGCUGAACAAGCUGAAGAGCACCGUUACCAAGGUGACGGCUGAUGUCACCAGUGCCGUCAUGGGCAACCCGGUGACGCGAGAGUUUGAGGUGGGGCGCCACAUCGCCAGCGGGGGGCCUGGGAUGAGCUGGAGGAUCUACAAUGGGACCAAGAAGUCCACCAAGCAGGAGGUGGCAGUGUUUGUGUUGGAUAAGAAGAUGCUGGAGAAGCACCAGAGGUUUGAUAAGGAGCAGGUUCUGGAGUCUCUGAAGAAAGGAGUUCAGCAGCUGACCAGGCUACGCCACCCUCGCCUGCUCACCGUCCAGCACCCACUAGAGGAGUCACGAGAUUCUCUGGCGUUCUGUACGGAGCCUGUGUUUGCCAGUCUGGCCAACGUGCUGGGCCAGACUGACAACCUGCCCAGCCCUGUCCCCCCUGACAUCAUGGACUACAGCCUGUACCCUGUGGAGACCAAGUAUGGACUGCUGCAGGUGUCAGAGGGUCUGGCGUUCCUUCACAGCGGGGUGAAGAUGGUCCACGGGAACCUGUGUCCUGAAAACAUCAUCCUGAACAAGAGCGGAGCCUGGAAGAUCAUGGGCUUCGACUUCAGCAUCUCCUCCACCAACCCCUCAGACACCGAGCCUAAGUUCUCAUGUCGGGAGUGGGAGCCCAGCCUGCCCCCCCUGUGCCUCCCCAACCCCUCGUACCUUGCCCCAGAGUACAUCCUGUCUGUGAGCUGUGACACGGCAUCAGACAUGUACUCUUUGGGGGUGCUGAUCCACGCCAUCUUCAACCAGGGAGCCCCUGUCCUGCAGGUCAACCAGAAUGACAUCUUCAAAAGCUUCAGCAGGCAGCUGGACCAGCUGAGCAGGCUGGGGCCGUCCAUGCUGACUGUCCCAGAGGAGGUGAGGGAGCACGUCAAGAUGCUGCUCAGUAUCACACCCACCGUCAGACCAGACGCUGACCAGAUGACCAAGAUCCCCUUCUUUGAUGAUGUGGGGGCAGUGACGCUGCAGUAUUUUGACUCCCUGUUCCAGAGAGAUAACCUGCAGAAGUCUCAGUUCUACAAAGGACUGCCCAAAGUACUGCCCAAGCUACCCAAGAGGGUGGUGGUGUAUCGUAUCCUGCCAGCUCUCACCUCUGAGUUUGUGAACCCAGACAUGGUUCCCUUCAUCCUCCCCAACGUGCUUCUCAUAGCGGAGGAGUGCAGCAAGGAGGAGUAUGUCAGACUCAUCCUCCCAGACCUCACCCCCGUCUUCAAACAGCAGGAGCCUGUCCAGAUCCUGCUGAUCUUCCUCCAGAAGAUGGAUCUUCUUCUGACCAAGACCCCAGCUGAGGACAUCAAGAGCAGUGUGCUGCCCAUGGUGUACCGGGCCCUGGAGGCUCCGUCCAUACAGAUACAGGAACUGUGUCUCAACAUCAUCCCCACCUUCGCCAACCUGAUCGACUACCCCUCCAUGAAGAACUCUCUCAUUCCUCGGAUCAAAUCAGCCUGCCUGCAGACGUCCUCCCUGGCCGUGCGUGUCAACUCCCUGGUGUGCCUGGGGAAGAUUCUGGAGUAUCUGGAUAAGUGGUUUGUGAUAGACGAAGUGCUCCCCUUCCUGCAGCAGAUCCCCUCCAGGGAGCCUGCCGUGCUCAUGGGGAUCCUGGGUAUUUACAAGUGCACCUUCACACACAAGAAGCUGGGGAUUCCCAAAGAGCACCUUGCUGCCAAGAGUCUCCCUCACCUGGUGUCCCUCAGCAUUGACAACAACCUCAACCUCAGCCAGUUCAACUCGUUCAUGCUGGUGAUCAGGGAGAUGCUGAGUCGUAUGGAGGCGGAGCAUAAGACCAAGCUGGAGCAGCUCCACGCCAUGCAAGAGCAGCAGAGGAGUCUGAAUAUCUCCAACCAGGGGAACCAAUCAGAACAGACCAAGAGCACUCCAAGCCCUGGCAACCAGAUGGACGACUUCUUCGGAGCAGCGGGGGUCAACGGCCGUGAGAACGGCUCUUCUGCUCCAGCGUCACAGCCCAACAGAAUGUCCCUGACCCUGGAGGAGAAGCAGCGUCUAGCUAAGGAGCAGGAGCAGGCAGCCAAGCUGAGGAGCCAGAAGCCCCUCAACCCCCAGACCGUCACCCCAGACACCCCCAACUCACAGGCUAAAGACCUGAGCAGCAGCCUGCUGGCCAGCAUGCCCUCCCUGGGCAGCCUGUCGCUGUCCCCCUCCCCCCGGCCGGGCCCCCUGCAGACCAGCCCCAUGCCUGCCUUCCCCUCCUCCAGGCCCCCCUCCAUCACCAACGGCUUCAACCCUGCUGUGGGCUUCCCAGUUGGGGGCCUGGGCCUGGCCAUGCGGCCCCCUGGACCCAGCCUGUACGGAGGCAUGGCCACCACCACCAGCACCCCCAACUUCAGCUCCCUAACCCAGACCCCCUGUGGGCCCCCCGGGAGGACCCCCGACAUGUCUGCCCUGGACUCCCUCUUCACACCCAACAAGCCCAAAGUCAGCCUCAACCAAAUGGGGCCCAAGCCCGCCCCCGUGGCCGGCACCCCCUGGCUGGGCCAGUUUGGUACGGUCCAGCCCUCUCCCGCCCCCAUGCAGCCUGCGCCACUCACAAUGGGGGGGGGCAGCAGCUUUGGCAUGCAGGCCAACCCUUUCUUCAGCCCCCAGAACUUUGCCCCACCCUCGGCUGCCCCCUCCGGGAUGCAAGGUGGAUUGAAACAAAGCACCUCUGUCAACAACGAUCUGAAAGACCUGUUUGGCUAGAAUCACAUCCCUGCAUCCCUCCAUCCAAUCAUAGAACAAUGUCCUCCAGGGAACACAUGCUGUUUGAGCCCCAGGUGGACCCAGGAGGAAGUUACAACAAUCUGGAUGUAACCAUGACAACAUCCAACAAAGGAAGUUACUUGAUUGUGUCUUUAAUCCAGAUCUUUUGGAACUGUGGUAGUGUCUUCAAUCUUGAUUGGCUGGAACUUAAAAACUCUUUUCUUACUGAAGACAUAUGGGCGUGGCCAGGGAGUGGGAUCAGUUACUACUGGGCACAGUCAAAGCAGGAAGUGAAAACAAACCAAUUUAAAACAUUUAUUGACUCAUAGAUGAUCUGAGUUAACAUAGUAUGCUGUCUGGGGUGGGAUUCCUUCCAGCCUGUCUGUACAGCAGACUGUCAGUGAUGUCAGAGCAACAUGGUGGGCUUGAUUGGAUCCUGAGUUCCUCCUGUAUGGGUCCUGAUCCUUCCUUCUCCCUGUAUCUCUCACUUUUCUUUCUUUCUAUCCCACUCUCUUUCUAUAACUCCAUUCCUUUCUCUCUUUCUAGCUCCCUAUCUCUUCGGUCCCUUGGUCCUGGGUGUGAGUCCUGCUUCUCAUUCUCACACAAGUUGCUUGUGAUAUCAUUCCAGAUACGCAGACGGAGGUGUGUGUGUGUAGCCAGAGAGAGGGUGUGUGUGUUGGUGUGUGUGUGUGUGUAGCCAGAGAGGGUGUGUGUGAGACAGUCGGGAACAGAACCAGAUCUCCUGUUGAUGAACUAAGUGGAAAUCGAAUCUGUAGCUCCUCUUAGAUCUUCUUCCUCUCCCUCUUCCUGUUAGAUGGACAACAAGAAAGGGUCGAUUACAGUUCGUAUGUGCAAUUCUCCAUGUUACUUACAAACCACGUAUCAAUUAACUUAUUGACUUACAAUGAUUUUAUUCCAUGCAUCGACCCUACCUGCGCUGUUGAAACAAUGCUUUUUAACCUGUUCACUAAUUGUCUGAAAUCAUGUAAUAAUAAUAAGGUUGCUCUUUUUCUGUACUUAGGUUGGGGGGUUUUUUGUGUCUAAAAGGGACCAAACAUUCUUGGUGACAUGAGUAAACAAAAAAUAUAUCUUAUAUAUAAAUAUAAGUGUUUCUAAAGGGAGUGUCUCUGGCAAAGUUUAGAGCGCUAGGUAUCCCUCUGUUGGGGGGAAACGCCAGGUGUGUCUGGGUGUCUGCUGCUAGCAGACACCUCAUGUCACAUCUGGGAUGUUACCUGAGGUGAUGAAGGGCACCUGCCUGGUGUCCUAGGAUGAUGAAGGGCACCUGCCUGGUGAUGAAGGGCACCUGCCUGGUGUUCUAGGGUGAUAGUGAGGCCUUAGAGGAGGGGUGUGCAAUAUU
Molecule: messenger RNA, 4358 nt
Organism: Hypomesus transpacificus
Lineage: Eukaryota; Metazoa; Chordata; Actinopteri; Osmeriformes; Osmeridae
Gene: scyl2
Product: SCY1 like pseudokinase 2
Exons: 18
Coding region: 269-3001 (910 amino acids)
Biological process (GO): protein phosphorylation
Molecular function (GO): protein kinase activity; ATP binding
Source: RefSeq, a predicted model, not a curated record